Molecule: messenger RNA, 486 nt
Organism: Bradysia coprophila
Lineage: Eukaryota; Metazoa; Arthropoda; Insecta; Diptera; Sciaridae
Gene: vex
Product: somatomedin B and thrombospondin type 1 domain containing protein vexed
Source: RefSeq, a predicted model, not a curated record
UGGGCGAUAUACAAUCGCCAGACGUAUAAGUUUGUUAUAUUGAGCAUUAUUGAGAAUAUGUAUAAUGGUGAUCGGUGUUAAUAAACAUCAGUAAUAUUUGUUAAUUCAACGCGAUAAGUAUGGACAUCAAAUUAUCUACGGUUUCGUUGAUUUUUUUGUGUACGAUUGGGUGUUCAAUUAGUUUUUGUGAAUCAUCGACAUUUAUUCUACCAAAUGUUGGACAUGCAGACCACUUGGGAAAAUGUUUCCACAAAGAAUCUGGAAUCGCUGUUAAGCCGGGACAAAUAAUUGAAAUUUUAAAUCACUGCGUACAACUGUAUUGUCAAAAGAAUCUCGUUUUCGCAGGAAUCGGAUGUACUUCUGUAGAAGCAUUUGAUGAAAAUUGUCAUGAAAUUCCUGGUGACCUAAGAUUAUCAUACCCAGAUUGCUGUCCACGUUUCCGAUGCAUAAACUUGGACGGAAAUAUCGAAAUAUUUUGAAGAAUAA